Trichobilharzia regenti is the source of this 297-nucleotide messenger RNA. The record is from the annotation of a GenBank genome assembly. NCBI's taxonomy places the organism in Eukaryota, Metazoa, Platyhelminthes, Trematoda, Strigeidida, Schistosomatidae.
AUGGGCCUAUUUGUUACAGUAUCAGCCAAUUCUACGGGCUAUGUACCUAGUCGAUCUCAAAUUAUUCCACCACUAAAGGGUAGUUUUCCUUUGGAUCAUCGUGGUGUUUGUAAAGCUGCAAUGCUUGAAUGGACAAAAUGCAUGAGUAAAAAUCAUUGGAACAGUUCCCUGUGCAGAUCACAAGCAGCUGGUUAUUUACGCUGUCGAGCAGAGAAUAAUCUAAUGGAUCCAGAAGAAAUCACCCUGCUUGGUUUCACUGAAGAAGAAUGGAACAGUACUGACAGUUCAGGAAAUUGA